Molecule: messenger RNA, 2471 nt
Organism: Panicum virgatum (switchgrass)
Lineage: Eukaryota; Viridiplantae; Streptophyta; Magnoliopsida; Poales; Poaceae
Exons: 4
Coding region: 490-2226 (578 amino acids)
Molecular function (GO): protein dimerization activity
Source: RefSeq, a predicted model, not a curated record
CUCUGCCCCAAAUCUGAACUGAGCGGUCGUGUUCUCCUCCUCUUUGCCUCGUUCCCCUCCGUACCCUACCUCACCGCGCGCCGCCGCGGCACCGCCGCCGAGGUCCGGCGACCCCGCCGCUGCCCGCACUCCGUCGACCGUCCUUCGGCGACCGCCCUCCCUCGGCGCCCCUCUGUCGCCCCUGGAUCUGGGAGGACAGGGGGUGGCCGGCGUACUAGGGCCACCGCGGCUAGGGACGGCCGGCAGCGGAAUCGGGGGUGGCGAAGUAGUACCGGCUGGGCAGGAUGAGCCCGGGGAGCUGCCCGCCGGACCAGGGCAUCGACAGAGGAAGCUCAACGAGCCGCGCGGUCCGUUCUAUUCGCAGGCCAGGUUCAACCACAUCGGCACCGGGGCCCAACGGCGAUGGAGCACGCGGCCGCGUUCCUGCAGCUGGUGGCGAUGCAGGUGGGCCCCGGCACGCCGUAGUUCUGGCGGGACUUCCUGGUGGGCAUGCUCAAGCUGGUGGCGGCCACGGCUGUGGUCGCCAUGGCCGUCGCGUUCAACUUCUCGCAGCGCCUGGGGCUCGAGGGCGAGAUGCUCUACGCCAUGGCGCACACCUUCCUCCAGCUCUCCGUCAUUGGCUUCGUCCUCCAGUUCAUCUUCACCCAGAAGAACGCGCUCUGGCUACGGGUCCAAGGUGCAGCACCGCAGCUACGGGUCCGCCGCCGUCGACUACGCCACCGGCGUGGCUUCCAGCGCGGGCGGCGGCGCGUCGUUCGACGCGAAGAAGUGGCACGACGCCAUGGCCAGGCUGGGGUGGGGCGUGCUCACGCCGGUCGGCGUCGCCAACGUCUUCGUCAGGCUGUUCGUCGCGCACGAGGCCGCCACCUUCUAGGCUUCUACGGCGUCUUCCUCGUGGUCUGGGUCCUCGACUCGGUUGUCCUCGAGGUCAGGCUCUGGAGGUCCGCUGCUGUUCAAGGAGAAGGGCAGCUACAACCACAUCCAUACAGCACAAGAACAAGAAGGGCGAGGCGGCUGACAUCGGGACGAAUAUGCAUUUUUUUUUCUUGUUUUUACCUUGGUGAAAUAUCUGUUUUGUCAGUGUGGGAUUGUAGCACGCGCAUGUUGAAUUGCCUAUUCUCGAGUGAGAGAGUACCACAAAUCACUCAAAUUUCAGAAUGUCAAAAAGAACUAUACAAUCAUACUUUUAGUUCAAGUGCUUCAACUCCACACACUAAUGAGAGCACAUCUGAACCAAAGAAAUCUAGAGUGGAGUUUAGUCAUUCAGAUUUAAUUGGGGACCCUGGAAAGCGCAAACCAAUUGAUGAUUAUCAGCCUGAAAUUAGAGAUCAAGUAAAGUCAUAUGCUUUGAAUGGACCAACUCAACCUCGUAAUAUCAUAUUUCCUCGUAAAUGGAUGAGUGGUGAAUUUAGAUCUUUUCAGAAGACUUGGUAUGAUGAGUUUGAUUGGCUAGAGUAUAGUGAGUACAAGAAUGCAGCUUAUUGCUUGUAUUGCUAUCUUUUCUUUAAUUCAGCAAAGCCUGAAAAGUUUGGUAGUUCGGUCUUUGCACAUCAAGGUUUUGUGAAUUGGAAAAAAGCUAAGGAUAUUUUUAAUAACCACAAUGUUUGCAAGACUCAUGUAGAAGCUAGGCUAAAGUGUGAAGACUUUAUGAACCAAAAGACAAAUGUGGGUAGAAAAUUAGUUCAAAUUAGCAAGGAGGAAGAAAAGCGUUAUGAGAUUCGAUUGACAGCUUCCUUAGGUGUUGCAAGAUUUCUCAUAAUGCAAGGGGAUGCUUUCCGUGGACAUGAUGAGUCUUCUACUUCCCUUAACAAGGGUACAUACACUGAAAUUUAUGCUGAGGAUUUUGAUAUUGGUGACCUUACUGUUUUGCCAAAUGAACUUAAAUCCUUCGUCAACCGUGCUAGAAGAACUCCAGAAUUCCUUGGAUGUACUGAACUUGGAAAAGUUGCUGAAAUUAUGGUCAAGACUAAUAUGAACACAUCUUAUCAGUUGGUUUAUCGUCUCAUUGAGCUAACCUUGAUACUACCGGUGGCAACAGUUUCAGAUGAGAGGAUAUUUUCAGCCAUGUCCAUUAUAAAGACAGAUUUGCGUAGUAAAAUGGGUGAUGAAUGGCUCAAUGACUUGAUGAUAUGCUAUAACGAGAAGGAGAUAUUUAGAAAAAUUUGUAAUGAAAAAAAUCAAAAAGAGGUUUCAAGAGAUGAAGAAAUGUCGUAUGUUAUUGCCUAAAAAAUUAAUGGUAAACUUUGUUCUAUUCUAAAUUCAUAAUUUGGAUGUCCAUAUAUGUUUGACUAAUUAAUUAUGUCUAUUUCUGUAGAUUGCUUCUUCGGAUGAAUAAUGGGCGUCUAUUAGUUUCGUAAUUUAGCUUUUCGGUAUGGAUAAACCGCAUCCUUUAAUUUUCAUGAUGUAUUUUGUGAUUUUUAUUGUCCAUCGAUGUUUUAAUAUAAGACUACUUCAAACUAUUAUAUUUGUCU